Messenger RNA from Salvia hispanica, 774 nucleotides. NCBI's taxonomy places the organism in Eukaryota, Viridiplantae, Streptophyta, Magnoliopsida, Lamiales, Lamiaceae. The record is from RefSeq and is a predicted model, not a curated record.
AUGGCGUUCAAACUCAACGGGAAGAAUUACCCGUUAUGGUCACGACUUAUGAAAGUCGCGAUAGGAGGAAGGAGAGGAUAUUCCCACAUAGUCGAUGAGCCACCAGAACCAAACAGCAAGGGAUAUAGAGAUUGGGAGGAAACCGAUCUCGUGAUUUUCUCGUGGAUAAUCGACAAUAUCGAACAUGAUAUUAUUGCCGAUUUUGCUCACCACCAAACGUCCAAAGCUCUGUGGGACAACCUUCGAAUCACGUUCGAAAGCAAGGCGGAUUCAUUCCAUAUCUACGACCUGGAAGACAAAGUGUUAUAUAUCAGACAGGGGAACUUAGACCUUGAGACAUAUUACCGUCGAAUCCAUGGAUUAUGGAUCAAUGUCGACAGAAGCCAAAAACAACCAGUGACGUGCUGCGAUAAGGGGAUCAAACAGUUCAGAGACUUCACAAGCGAGAAGAGGCUUUUCAAAUUCCUCACUGGAUUAAACCUGGAGUAUAAUGCAAUCCGGCGAGAUAUCCUCAAACUCGAGCCGUACCCCUCAGUCGAAGAGGCCUACGCGUUGGUGAAGAAGGAGGCGACUCGAUGCAAAAUCAUGUCACUGGCAUCCUCUUCACCAAUCGGAGAUGCCACUGGCGUAGGGAGCACCGAUACAUCAUCGGGGGAGAUCGGAUAUGGAUUCGGAGCUCAAAGAGACCGACCCAACCGAAACGGACCGCAGCGUCCUCCACCUGCCGGAGCCGCCGCUCACCAAGCCGGAGGGAAGCCGGACAAGAGCAAAUAG